This is a messenger RNA of Colletotrichum phormii, 1797 nucleotides long. Its product is annotated as carboxylesterase. NCBI's taxonomy places the organism in Eukaryota, Fungi, Ascomycota, Sordariomycetes, Glomerellales, Glomerellaceae. Bases 1 to 1797 code for a protein of 598 amino acids. The record is from RefSeq and is a predicted model, not a curated record. The transcript is spliced from 3 exons.
AUGCGGAUUCAUUCGCGCAUUCAACUCGCCGUGCCGCUAUUGGCGACUGCGGCUUCCGCUGCCGAAGGUCCGAUAGUCGACCUGAAGUAUGCGAGAUAUCAAGGCACAUUCAACUUAACCUCGAAUCUCAACAUAUUCAGAGGCCAUUCCAACAGGCGACCUCCGCUGGAAACUCCCCCAAGAACCAACAUCCAGCGGCACCAACUCAAGCAACGACGGCCUGACCCUAGCCACAGCAAACCCGCCUCGAUGCCCGUGGGCCCGCCGCUCCCUCCAAUAUCCCAAAACAGCAGCCGAGGAAGCCUCUCUCCAGAACUUCGCCUUCGCCGGCGACGAGGACUGCCUCUUCCUAAACGUCUUUGCUCCAGCCGGCGCCGCGGAGCUGCCCGAGUCACUCCCGUGGUGGUAUGGAUCCACGGCGGCGGGUAUAGCUUAGACUCAGCUUCCUCCUUUGACUUUUUCUCGCAAAUCACGACGAAUAACAACACCUAUGUUGCCGUUAUCAUUCAGUACCGUCUCGGGGCGUUCGGAUUCCUUCCCUCAGAGGAACUUGUUCAGGGCGGGGGAGUGGCGAAUGCUGGGUUAUGGGACAUGGUUCGCGCGUUGCGGUGGGUGAAGACGCAUGUGGGCAAGUUUGGAGGAGAUCCGAGAAAGGUAACUGUCGCGGGCCAGUCUGUUGGUGCGGGAGGGGCGUUGCUUUUGGCUGAAAGUGAUGAGGCUGUUGGGUUGUUUGAUGGUGUCAUUGCGAGUAGUCCGUACCUGACUACCCUGCCGAAACACGACGGCGACAGACCGACAAGGGCAUAUAAAAGCCUAGUAGAGCGCAUAGGCUGCUCCACAAACACCACCUCGCCAUCUCUCCUCUCCUGCCUCCAAAAAGCAGACUCCCUCACGCUCCAAAACGCAAGCGACUGGGUAAGCACCCAAGGCCGCUACGGCCAAUGGGAAUGGUGGCCCAUCAUCGACGGCAAACUCGUCAGAGAGACCCUCACGCAGGAGCUCUCCUGGGGGAAAGCAGGCGUCAACGGGCGAAGGGUACUCACCAGCAACGUCGCGGACGAAGGACCGUAUUUCACGUGGCAGAAUAUUACUACCCAGGCACAUUUUGUCUCGUUUGUGGAGAGUAACUUCCCCGCGCUGUCGGCGGGCAAUGUUUCCGAGGUGCUCGCGACCUACGCGCAGAAACACGAGGCUUUUCUCAUUGCCAACUCGAGGGAUGCGAAUAAUACGGAGCCGGGGUUCAGCACCGACGGCCUUGAAUCGCCGUACGCGACGACGGUAUCGGACUACGCUACGGGCUGGCAGCAAGUUGCAAAUAACUUCUACGCCGAGGCGACGUUUGUGUGCCCCUCGCACUGGCUUGCUAAUGCGUACGCCGCCAAGGAAGGGGCGAAAGCGUGGCGGUAUCAGUAUAGUGUGCCGCCUGCGUACCACGGCGUCGAUGUUGGUUCUGGGUCAGAUUUUGAUGUGUUGCUUGCGCCGGUUGAUACGCCUGGUACGGCGGUUACGAUGCCUUUGCGGCGGGCGCUGCAGAAUGCUUGGGGGCAGUUCAUCACGCGCGGGGAGGAGUUGGUUCUUGGUGAGGGCGGAGGCAACGCGACGGUGUGGCAGCAGUGUAAAGUGGGUGGGAGGGUAGUUGCGAGUAUGUUGAAUGCGAAUAUGACUGGUGGAGUGCCGGUUGGCAAGGUGUCUUCUUUUGAUGGCAUGGUCAGCUUGAACAUUACCAGCUAUGCUCCCGGGGAUGCCGGGAUUUCGCCGCUGGAGGCCGUGUUGAAGGUUGUUGAUGGGGAUAAGUGA